Camellia sinensis is the source of this 849-nucleotide messenger RNA. The record is from RefSeq and is a predicted model, not a curated record. NCBI's taxonomy places the organism in Eukaryota, Viridiplantae, Streptophyta, Magnoliopsida, Ericales, Theaceae.
AUGCCGAUGACCCUUAUUCUGAUUGUUGAGAUUUUUGAUGUUUGGGGCAUCGACUUCAUGGGCUGCUUUCCACCAUCUUUUGGAUUUGAAUACAUUUUGGUGGAUGUGGACUAUGUCUUUAAGUGGGUUGAGGCAGUGGUCACCAGAACGAAUGACCACAAAGUUAUGGCAUUAGUGUGCAAAUACAUGAUCACUCACAAAGUUGGCACUCCCUAUCAUCCCCAGACUAGUGGUCAAGUAGAGGUUUCUAAUAGGGAGGUUAAACACAUCCUCGAGAAAACUGUGAGACCCGAUAGGAAAGAUUGGUCUACCAGGUUGGUUGAUGCACUUAGGGCCUAUCGCAUUGCAUAUAAGACACCCAUCGGGAUGUCUCCAUAUAGGAUUGUGUUCAGGAAACCAUGCCAUCUCCCUGUUGAGUUAGAACACCGGGCUUUGUGGGCCAUUAGGAAGUUCAAUUUUAAUAUGGCCAAAGCCGGUGACCACCGGAAACUCCAACUUAAUGAGUUAGAGGAGCUUCGCAAUGAUGCAUAUGAGAGCUCCAAAAUUUACAAGGCUAGGACUAAGGCAUUUCAUGAUAGACACAUUUCUCAUAAGUCGUUUGAGCCUCACCAAAAAGGGUGGCUGUUCAAUGCCAAAUUACGUUUGUUCCCGGGUAAACUCCGGUCUCAGUGGGAUGGCCCAUAUGAGGUUAUUAAAGUCUUUCCGCAUGGGGCUGUUGAGAUUAAGAAUCUACAAGAUGGUACGACCUUCAAGGUCAAUGGCCAAAGAUUGAAACAUUUUGUGGAUGGUAUUGAGAAAGGGGAGAUGAUUGAGGUUAUCCACUUGACGGACCCAAUAUAUCUUCCAUAG